Molecule: messenger RNA, 333 nt
Organism: Talaromyces marneffei
Lineage: Eukaryota; Fungi; Ascomycota; Eurotiomycetes; Eurotiales; Trichocomaceae
Exons: 3
Coding region: 1-333 (110 amino acids)
Source: RefSeq, a predicted model, not a curated record
AUGCCAGUCAGCCAUGUUGUCAUGUUCAAGUUCAGGGAUGACGCAACACCUAAAGAAAUCCAACCGAUUGUCCAGCAGAUGCUCGAUCUGAAAAACGAGUGCCUACACCCAGGAACCUCCAGGCCAUAUAUCAUCUCCUCAAAAGGAGGACGCGAAAAUUCAAUCGAAGGCUCACAGAAUGGCUUGACGCAUAUCUUCAUAAUCGAAUUCAACAAUUGCGAAGACCGAGACUAUUAUGUCAGGUCGGAUCCUGCACAUCUCUUGUUUCUUCAGGCCGCGAGGAGUUUUAUUGAUAAGGUGCAGGUUGUGGAUUUUGCAGCUGGGGUAUGGUGA